Molecule: messenger RNA, 1927 nt
Organism: Gopherus flavomarginatus (Mexican gopher tortoise)
Lineage: Eukaryota; Metazoa; Chordata; Testudines; Testudinidae
Product: putative short-chain dehydrogenase/reductase family 42E member 2
Exons: 11
Coding region: 1-1143 (380 amino acids)
Biological process (GO): steroid biosynthetic process
Molecular function (GO): 3-beta-hydroxy-Delta5-steroid dehydrogenase (NAD+) activity
Source: RefSeq, a predicted model, not a curated record
AUGACACAUAUUUGGGCUGAUGAGGUACUGCCCCACUGGGACCAAUCAUCUGACUGCAGACUGAAUGGACACGCUGGACCACAACUGAAAAGCAUAAAGGCAUUGGUGACAGGAGGUGGAGGCUACUUUGGAUACAACCUGGGGUGUGCUCUCACCAAAUUAGGAAUCACUGUUGUUCUUUUUGAUAUACAAAAGCCUAAAUGGGAAGUUCCUAAUGGAGCCAUGUAUUUCCAGCAGUAUAUUGUUCACAUAAAGCUAGACAGGAAAGAAAAGAUUGAAUCCAUAAACGUCAAUGGAACAGAAGUAGUCAUUGAUGUUUGCAAACAAAGAAAUAUCCCAAGGCUGAUAUAUACUAGUACGGUGAACGUGGUGUUUGGAGGGAAUCCCAUUGAAGAAGGAGAUGAGGAAACUGUACCAUAUUUUCCACUAGAAAAGCAGGUUAAUCCUUAUUCUAGAACCAAAGCAAUGGCAGACCAAAUGAUCCUUGCAGCUAAUGGAACCCCACUAAAAGGAGGCAAUGAGCUCCAUACAUGUGUUCUUCGCCCACCAGGCAUCUAUGGACCAGAAGAGCAAACACUUCUGCCACGACUAUUAAAGAAUAUUGAAAGGGGGCUAAGUAAAUUCAAAUUUGGAGAUUCCACAACUCAGAUGAACUUGGUUCAUAUAGCAAAUCUUGUACAAGCUCAUCUCUUAGCUGCUGAAGCUCUCACCCCCGAGAAGGGUUAUAUAGCGAGUGGUCAGGCGUAUUACAUACAUGACGGCGAGAAAGUCGCCUUUUCCGAAUGGAUAAUUCCGUUAUUUGAAAAAUUAGGUUACAGUGAGCCAUGGAUACGUAUUCCUGCUUUCCUCAUUUAUAUAGCAGCCACAGUGACGGAAUGCCUGCACCUGGCAUUGAAACCAGUUUUUAGCUUUACACCUUUCCUGACCAGAAAUGAGGUGUGGAGCGUCACUGUAACUCACACAUUCCGAAUAGACAAGGCACGUAAACAGCUAGGCUACCGCCCAAAAAAAUUUGCAUUUGCUGAUUCUGUGGAUCAUUAUCUUCAAAGUAGACCUAAGUGCCAGGACCAUCAUAAGUUCCUUAAAAUCUGCCUUGUCCUUGGCACCUGUUUAUGUUUGAUCUUCCUUGUUUUACUUUCUUAAGCAUACACUUUUACGUAGUUAUUUCAAGGAAAGCCACCAUUAAUUUGUUUGAGUAUAAAUACGCUAAUUUUAAUCAGUCACAGUGUAUUCCUCAGUCCACAUGAACUUAACUUACUCAAAGAAUAAUGAUUUGCUGUGAUGUAUUUUAAGCUGUUUUUGCUAUUUAAGAACAAUUAGUGAUAGGCCAUUUUUUUUAUUUAAGGUUGUAGCUACUACAUUUUUUAAAUAUAAUAAAGUUGCAAGGCCACAAGAGACCACCAUUGACAAAUGCAGGAACUAGAGUUGCUGUUUCUAUUUGCUUGAUCUCAAAAGAACUUCUUCUGAAAAUGCAACAUAGUUCUGUGGCACCUUAUAGACUAACAGACGCAUGCAUCUGACGAAGUGGGUAUUCACCCUCGAAAGCUUAUGCUCCAAUACAUCUGUUAGUCUAUAAGGUGCCACAGGACUCUUUGUUGCUUUUUAAAGAUCCAGACUAACACAACUACCCCUCUGAUACUUCUGAAAAUGGUUGCUCAAGUACAGAAGAAACUGGAGGAGGAGCAGCUAUAGUAUGUCUGCAGUGCUUUAUAAACAAAAGCAAGUAGCUAUAAUAAGAAAAGUAAUGACUAGAUAACCCUUCUGACAGACCAACGGCCACAGCCACUGCAUAUUACUGUGGGGAAUACUGAGGAACCAGGAUAUAGAACAAAGAAAAAUUAAUUCAUAUACUUUACAGGCAGUGAUUGCCCAGAAAAAAUUACACAUACUGUAAUUUCUUCUCUGAAGUAGCUGUAUUCUGAAACUG